AUGCAGUUCAUCAACGUCGCCGCUGUUGCCUCCGCGCUCUUCUCUACCGUGGCCUUGGCCGCACCCGCUGCCGAACUCGGCUGGAAGCCCCAGACUGCCACCGUCCAGCUUGCCAACGAGCAGAGCGGUGCCUCUGCCAACGUGGUCAUCCCCAUUGACGGCAUCUCUCGACCCGUCCAGGAACUCUGGAGCCACACCGCGAUCUCCGCCGAGCACCAUGGCCUUGUCUUCGCCUCCAGCGCUCAGCUGACGACCUUCCAGCAGAGCACCGUCUGCACCAUCACUGAGGACAGCCGCCACGUGGAUGCCAAGCUGGACGCCGAGAAGACUUGGGUCUCCUUCGGUAAUGCUCCCAUCGAGCUUUGCGCGGCUCUAAUCACCUGCCACUGCGAGGGCGAGGCCAAGCAGCACUCUCACUAA
Molecule: messenger RNA, 420 nt
Organism: Penicillium oxalicum
Lineage: Eukaryota; Fungi; Ascomycota; Eurotiomycetes; Eurotiales; Aspergillaceae
Exons: 1
Coding region: 1-420 (139 amino acids)
Source: RefSeq, a predicted model, not a curated record